AUGGACUACAAGACCAUCACCAAGCAGAUCGAGAUUCAUGUUCUUCAGAGAAUAAUUGGCUGUGAACUGGAGAAAUUUCCUAAUGGAUCAGUGAAUCUGAGAGCCUCUUAUGAAUAUGGAUUUGAUGGAGAGGAUUUUAUUGCCUUUAAAUCUGACACUAUGCAGUGGAUUGAUAAAAACCCCAAAGCUAAAUAAACCAAAAUGAAAUGGGAUCAGCAAACAGGACGCAACAAACUCCUCAAGCACUACCUCAAGACCUGCAUGAACUGGAUCUCCACACUUAAUUGUUCAAAAAGCAAUUCACCAGAUGUAAAUGUCUUUAUGAGGAAAGCUUCCGAUGAUCACAGUAAGCUGGUUCUGAGCUGUCUGGCCACUGGUUUCUACCCCAGAGAUAUUGAGAUGAACAUCAGAUUGGAUGGAAGUAAACUUGAGGGAAAAAUAUCAUCUGAAAUCAGACCAAAUAAUGAUGAAACCUUUCAGAUGAGAACCACUGUGGAGAUUGACAGAAAUCACAAAGGAUCUUAUGACUGUUUUGUCAUUCACAGCAAUCUGACAGAACCAGUUUCAGUAGAAUGGGGUAAAUAA
Onychostoma macrolepis is the source of this 585-nucleotide messenger RNA. RefSeq names its product beta-2-microglobulin-like. Gene Ontology annotation, cellular component: external side of plasma membrane. Gene Ontology annotation, biological process: immune response. The record is from RefSeq and is a predicted model, not a curated record. The transcript has 3 exons. NCBI's taxonomy places the organism in Eukaryota, Metazoa, Chordata, Actinopteri, Cypriniformes, Cyprinidae.